AUGCAGGCGUCAGGGUCUUACGGGGCAGCAGGGCUAAUGGCGAUGGCAGACAGGCGCGCUUGGGCCAGUGAGCAAGUCAGUGGUGGCGCGCCCAUGCCCACACGAGGCACUGACGGCCACGCGGGGUGGAAGGGCGGGCAAGGGGUGCAGAGCGGUGCUGCUACGGCGAGUGCAGAGGCAGGGCGGGAGGCGAGGGCGGCAGCAGGAGGCGGGGGCAGUCAGAGCCAGGGCUCGGGGUUUGCGUUUGCUGUGGGCGGCGUGGGCAGUGACGUGCAGGCCAGCCCCAGCGGACUGCGUGCCCGCACUCCCUGGGGCCAAGGGCUCACUGCCAAGCCUGCACGCGCCUCCCAUGGCCCCGCACACAGGGACGCGCAGGGGCACGCACAGGCGGAGGGCGUGGGGGGGCAGCAUGUAUGGGCCGCCAAGGCAGAAGUGCAGGCGCUGGACGUGGGUGGUGGGGGGGAAGGGCUGGCAGCACUGGUGGGAGGUGGCGUGGCGAUGCGCGUGGCGGACGGCACGGCGUCACCCACGCUGAGCACAGCGUCCUCAUGGCCCUCCGAGCACGACCUCGCCCUGCCCUCCCAUGCUCCCCCCCGCCCCCGUACCCAUUGCAACCCCGCCUCCACCCUUGCCGCUGCUGCAGGCGCGGGGGGCAUGGGGCAGGAAGGGGACAUGCGUGUGCAGUCAGCGAUGGGGGCGAGUGGGGGGCGAGGAGAGGAGGGCCAUGGUGAGGGUGUGUGUGGGAGGACAGGGGUGCUGUCCGGAGAAGAGGGGCCCGCGGGGCAGCAGCAGGGCGACGGUGUGAGGGGCGGGAGCAGCAGGCAGCAGCAGGGCGUGGCAGAGGAUGCAGGCUGCAUGGCCGCGCUCCUUCCUUCUCGCCCCGCUGCCUCGUCUGACCUCCAUUCACCACAUGCGCCACAGCAGCAGCAGCAGCAGCAGCAGCAGAGCCGUUCGUGCAGUCCAGCCCCACAGCCCGACUCCCAGGCAGCAGCACAGCGUGAGGGGCAGGGCAGGCUGGCACGGGCAGGGAUGGGGCAACAGUGUGCUGCUGGCAGCGGUAGCGACAGCGACACCAGCGGUGGUGAGGGCAGUGGCAGUGAUGGCGGCGCUGCAUCCCCUGUGCGCCCACCCACCUCGCCCACUUCCACCCUGCCCGCUCCUUCCCCCCACCCUGCACCCACCGCCCCCACUGCCCCUGCUGUUGUGGGUGGCAGCAUGGGCGGCGAGUGGGAGUAUGGGGUUGCAGUGCUGGAGCGGCAGGAGAGCACAGCGGGCACAGCGGGCCCCAGCGCUGGAGCGGUGGUGUUGCGUGGUAGUGCCGAGGGCUCCACUCCAAGCCCACUCGCCGCAUCUGCCCCGCCUGCUGCCAGCCUGCCACGGACUCGUGGGGGCGAUGGGGCAGGGCGCAUGAGCAAUGGGGAUGCUCGGGGAGCAGCGCCACGAGCAGCGACGGAGGAUGCGGUGAUCCUGACAUCGCUGGACGACGGGUGGCACUGGCGCAAGUACGGCGAGAAGCCCAUCGUCGAUAACUACUUCCCACGCGAGUACUACAAGUGUUCGCUCAAGCGUGGGCUGCGCUGCCCGGCGCUGAGGCAGGUGGAGCGGUGCAACGACGACCCCAGCAAGUUCCGAGUCUUCUACAACGGCGCACACAACCACGACCGCCCCCUCUCACGCCACCGCCCCGCGCCCUCCUCCUCGGGGCUCAUGAGCAGCAGCAGUGGCGGCGCUGCCCCAUCCGACCCCUCCGCCCGCCCAUGGCACCCCACCCGCGGGGGCAGGGGUGCCCUUCGAACUGCUACUGCUGCUGCUGUUGCUGGCGCUUCUGGGGCCGUGAGUGGCGAUGGCAGGAGCGAUGGUGCUGGAGUUGCUGGUGCAGGCAGCGUGGCAGCAGUGCGUGCAGGCAAGCAAUACCCCGGAUUACAUGGACAAGGGAGGCACGCGGAACAGGAGAGUGAGAAGCAAGUGGCAGGGGUGGGAGCGGCAGCGGAGGGUGAGGGUGCAUUGACAGCAGCAGCAGCAGCACAGCCCAAGCACGCGAAUGUGCGAGAUGCUUCCCAUGGGGGCGGAGACCGUGCCGCCCUGGCGGAUACCCGCACCACUGCCAAUGGCGAUGCCAAUGCCGCUUUUGAGGACCUUGAAAGGCAAUUCAAUGGCAAUGGCAAUGGCAAUGGCGAGGGUGAGGGUGAGGGUGAGGGUGGGGGUGGGGGUGGGGGCGAUGAGGAUGACGAUGGUGGUGAGUUUGGUGGGUUCGGCAUCAUCAUUCCCAGCACCGCAGACGCAUCGGAGCAUGGCAGCAUGGCAGCGUUGGCAUGCACGGAGGCGAGUGCACGUGCGCUGGAGCGCAGCUGCUCCAUGCAGGGCGAGACCGCCACGCCCCGCCACUCCUCCCUGCCCUCGCCCGUCUCCCCCGCUACCGCCACCAAGCACCCUUUCACGCCAGCGGCCUCCCUCUUCAGCCCUGCUGCAUCCGCCGCCGCCCCUCUUACCACCACCUCCCUGUGGCCGCACACAGCUGCUGCUGCCACUCACACUCGUGCCGCCACCACUGCUCCGCCAGGGGUGGCAGGGGGUGGGGAGAGGGGCUCCGAUGGAAGGCGAGGAGGGGAGGAGGGGGGUUGUGCAGGGGAGGUUCGGGAUGACGGAGCAGGGGAGGAGGCGCUGGGAGGCGAGAGAGAGAUGGGGGAGGGCGAUGGAGGUGGGGGCGAGCAUGGUGGAGAAGGGGGUGGUAGGGGCGAGGGCGAGCAGCGAGGCAGGGGCGAGCAGAGCAUGGGCGGUGUGGGGGAGUCAGCAAAUGUGCCUGCCCUGACGCUGCCGGCGCAGGGAGCAGUGGAUGCACAGGAAUUCAAGUGGCAUGAGGAGGGCACCGAGCAGCAGGGGCAGCAGGGCUCGGCCAGGAUAAUGUGGGGCCCCUUUGCUGCCACACUCGCAGGAGUGCAGUCACCCAAGGGAGCAAGGCGGCAGAAUGACUCUCACGAGAUGAACCACGCGCCCGCCUGCCCUCCUGCCCCCUCGCCGCCAGCAGCGUCCCAACCCCCCAGUCAGGACCCCGUGCUGCUGCAGCUGCAGGCGCUGCCACCACCCAACAGGGCAGAGGCGCAGCGCGGGGGAGGGGAGCCGCGGUACAAGGCAGUGCACAUGGAGAUGGACCUCGACCUGCCCCUGCCCCCCCCCGCACCCGCCCUCGCUGCCUCCCCCGCACCUGCACCGCCCGCAGCGCCCCCGUCCCCCCAGCACACAGCCCUGUCGUCCUCAGGCGCCCCUGCUCGUGACACCUGCCAGUCUGGGGCGGGCGCGGGGGCAGCAGAGGGGUCGGGCAUGGGCAGUGGCAGCAGGGAGGCGGAGCCCCCAGAGAUAUUUGUGCCGGUGAGACGGCCGCUGGACAUGAUGCGGCACACGGACGACGAGGCGCUGUCACCGCCCACCAUCUCGCCCACCCUCAUGGGCCUGCUGCGCGCCUUCAACUCCCCCCGCGGCGCCUCCUGGUAG
Messenger RNA from Closterium sp. Yama58-4, 3489 nucleotides. The record is from the annotation of a GenBank genome assembly. Lineage: Eukaryota; Viridiplantae; Streptophyta; Zygnematophyceae; Desmidiales; Closteriaceae.